Rhododendron vialii is the source of this 1361-nucleotide messenger RNA. Its product is annotated as ribosomal RNA small subunit methyltransferase, mitochondrial. Gene Ontology annotation, biological process: rRNA methylation. Bases 147 to 1331 code for a protein of 394 amino acids. The transcript has 2 exons. Gene Ontology annotation, molecular function: rRNA (adenine-N6,N6-)-dimethyltransferase activity. The record is from RefSeq and is a predicted model, not a curated record. Gene Ontology annotation, cellular component: mitochondrial matrix. Lineage: Eukaryota; Viridiplantae; Streptophyta; Magnoliopsida; Ericales; Ericaceae.
GUACGGAACAUUCCUGAAUGUGAGAAUAACCUAUCCAUCGAUCCUGAGAGUUGAGUCUCAAACUUCCCCCAACUGAUAUUGAAAAUUUCAGUCUGUCACCCACCCCGCCAAGCAUUUCCACGCCCACUAUCGACAUCACAAACUCAAUGCUGAGCCGUUCAAAAUCUCUAUCAGUCUACGUUUCCAGACUCAUUCUCGGCCGACAUAAUCUUUUACAGCUUUUUCAUUCAAAGUCUAGUAGUGGUCGCCGCCGCCAUAACCUCAGAGACGACGAAGACAGUGAUAAAAUUCGGUUCCAAGAGACAAAGGAACAUCAAGAAGAGGGGUAUAUACGUCUGUUGAAAAGCAGAGGUCAGCACAUUCUCACAAACCCACGAGUUCUUGAUACCAUCGUUCGUAAAUCUGUCAUAAAACCCAAUGAUACGGUACUAGAGAUCGGACCCGGCACAGGAAACCUUACUUUGAGGCUCCUCCAAGCUUGUGAAAAGGUCAUAGCAGUCGAGAUUGAUAAGAGAAUGGUGGAGAUUCUUCGUAGUCGAGCUGCAGAAAGUGGACUUGAGGACCGGCUUACAGUUAUAUGCAGCGAUGCAUUGAAAAUUGAGUUUCCAAGGUUUGAUCUUGUUGUAGCCAACAUUCCCUAUGGAAUAUCUUCGCCUCUCGUGGCGAAGUUGGUCUUUGGGAUGAACCAGUUUCGGAGUGCAACACUUCUCUUUCAGAAGGAGUUUGCACGACGCCUAUUGGCCAAUCCUGGAGAUUCGGAGUUUAAUCGCUUAGCUGUAAAUGUGAAGCUGGUGGCUGAUGUGGAAUUUAUCAUGGAUGUAAGCAAGAGGGACUUUCUACCAUGUCCCAAAGUUGAUUCAUCAGUGGUAAAGAUCUGGCCUAAAGCUCAAGUUCCAGACGUGGAUCUUCACGAGUGGUGGGCCUUCACGAGAACGUGUUUUGGUAAAAAGAACAAAACGUUGGGUGCCACAUUUAAGCAGAAGAAGAAGGUGAUGGAGCUUUACCAUUUAUCUGGAAAGAGUGUCUGCAACGAUGAAAAUAUUGGCAGCUGGCAUCACAAAGGCAAAUUUAGCCAUGUUGAAGUUGACGGAGAUGGAGCAAGUGAUGAAGGGGGCUGCUCUUCGUUUUCUUGCUCGGGAGUAGAGAUGAGUUUGUUUAGGGAGAAAAUUGUUUGGGUUCUUCAAUCCAAUGGAUUUGAAGAUAAGAGGCCUUCAAAGCUGUCCAAUGAAGAGUUGCUGGAUUUGCUUUCUUCCUUCAAUCAAGCUGGAAUAUACUUCAAUGAUCAUAAAAGAACAAGGGACGCAAACAAUGCCAUAUUGGCUACUUCUUAAGGUCCAUAGUAGUGCUUUAUGUUUGCAAAA